Phyllostomus discolor (pale spear-nosed bat) is the source of this 3185-nucleotide messenger RNA. It is a transcript of the gene TTC31, whose product is annotated as tetratricopeptide repeat domain 31. The transcript has 14 exons. NCBI's taxonomy places the organism in Eukaryota, Metazoa, Chordata, Mammalia, Chiroptera, Phyllostomidae. Gene Ontology annotation, molecular function: protein binding. The record is from RefSeq and is a predicted model, not a curated record. Bases 25 to 1911 code for a protein of 628 amino acids.
CGGAGGCUUCUGCCCAUAACAAAGAUGACUACCCACUUUGACUUACCACUCCCUUCAACCCACAAAAUACGUGACUGUCUUUCACUUUCGGGUCACUGUGGAUGGGAGAUGGCGCCGAUUCCGAAGACGGUGGGGCAGAUCAAGCUAGACUGUCCUCUGACGCUCGGCUGCCCGCUGGGGGUCGCUGCUGUCCCCAAACUCUGCAGAGAAUUCGGUCCUGAGGACUACGGAGAAGAGGACAUAGUGGAUUUUCUGCGACGGCUGGUGGAGAAUGAUCCCCAGGGCCUGCACCGGAUCCGUGUGGAUGGGAGCAGCGGGCGGCUGCAGCUGUGGCACCAUGAUUGUCUCCUGGAACAUUUCUGUGAUGAAGGGAAAACAACUAGACAGAGUGACAGGGGCAAGGGGGCUGAGGGACUGGAUACCUACUGUGGCCUCCAAAAGUCCUUCCUGUACCCUCCCCCAGGGUCUAAGCCCUGCCCUCAAAGACCCUCUGCCUCGGCUUCCUUCCCCGGCGGCGGCGGCUCAGACAGUCUGCUCCAGGUGGCCAUGCCCCAGAGGCUCCUGCCAACUGAGGAGGAAGCCAAUCGCCUGGCCGAGGAGCUGGUGGCCGAGGAGGAGCGCGUGAAACAGAAAGCAGAAAAGAAGCGACUCAAGAAGAAGCGUCAAAAGGACCGAAAGCGACAGGAGCGCAUGGAGCAGGACAGUGGGGAGCCCAAGGUCGAGGGCACCCCAGAUGGGAAUGGGAGCCCCCCAUCCAGCCCUGGGAACCCAGCUCAUGGACAGUGUGGUGAGGAAGAAGAUGCACUGGAUCUUUCUAGCACUUUCGUGUCUCUGGCUUUGCGCAAGGUUGGGGAUUGGCCCCCUAGUGUCCUCAGAGAGAAGGAACUGGGCCAGGAGCACCGAGGCAAGAACCUGGGCCCUCCAGAGAAGAUAAAUGAGAAGGGAGGGAGGUCUCCAAGAGAAGAGAGCCCCAGGCAGAGUCCUAAGUCAGAGGCAUCUCCAGGACUGCUGGCAGCUGCCUUACAGCAGAGCCAGGAGCUAGCAAAAUUGGGUACUGACUUGGCCCAAAACGGUUUCUACCGCGAGGCUGUGGGCCUCUUCACUCAGGCCUUAAAGCUCAACCCUCGGGACCACCGGUUAUUUGGAAAUCGCUCUUUCUGCCAUGAGCGGCUGGGACAGCCGGUGUGGGCCCUGUUCGAUGCCCAGGUGGCCCUUACCCUGCGGCCCGGCUGGCCCCGGGGCCUCUUCCGCCUGGGCAAGGCCUUGAUGGGGCUGCAGCGCUUUGAGGAGGCAGCUGCUGUGUUCCAGGAGACUCUAAGAGGUGGGUCCCAGCCUGAUGCAGCUUGGGAGCUCCACUCUUGUCUUCUGCGGCUUGCUACGCAGGAUCAGCGAGGAGGAUACCGUGCACCACCUCUGCCAACUGGAUUCCCCAAGCCAGCUCCCCACACUGAGCCUGGGGCCACAGACCUCCUAUCCCUCAGUUACCCUCGAAGCACUGCCCCUGGCCUUCUGUCUCCACCUUUGCAUUAUCUGCCACGUCACCUGAGCCUCUCCAACGGGAUCCUCCCCCAGACUCAGAGUAGAAGACUUCCUCUCCAUUUCCAGCAUCUACCUCAAAGGGCUGGGGCACCCAGGGACUCGGGCCCCAGUAUCUACCUCAGGCUAGAUGAAGGAGGACCUGUCCCUCAUAGGACAAGGCCAUGUGUGUAUCCCACAGAGGUAAGGGACACUGUAUGGUGGCUGUUUCCUGCAUAUUUAGGGACCUUGUACUCUAAAACCAUAGUUAGAAACAUUCCUGGUAGUCAUUCCUCUGGCCGCAUAACUUCUCUCAUAAGAAGUUAUGAGAGAAAGGAGCCCCAUAUCCAUGGAAACAGCCUUUUUCUUUGUUUUUCAAACAGAUGGCUUCCUUAGUGUCCUCUGGGGGCAAUAAGGAAAAGCAAAAUCCAAGACUCGAAAAGGGCACUGGCCCUGCCUGAGUGGUUCAGUUGGUUGGAGCACUGUCCCAUAUACCAAAAAGUUUCAGGUUCAAUCUUGGGUCAGGACACGUACCUUGGUUUUGUGUUCGAUACCCAGUCGGGGUGCAUACAGGAGGCAGCUGAUCAAUGAUUCUCUUUCCCUCCCUCCCUCUCUCUCUAAAAACAAAACAUCCUUGGGUGAGAUUUUUUUUUAAAGGGAACUAUACAAAAGUUCAGAUUUUAAGGCUAUAAUAGACCCUGCAGGGGGUGUUUGGGGCCCGCUCUGCUCUUGGCCCUGGGGGACUCAUUCACUAACCAGAGCUCUGUGCUCAGGAAUCGGGUCAUGGUGACAAAUAAGGCUGAGUCCCACCCUUCACCCCGAUGGUUGCUCACCUCUUCCUAAUCCCAGUUCUUGCCCUGUUUUCUCUAACCCAGCCCAUCAUGCCUUCUUUCCCGCCCGUAUUUCUGUGCACAUUUGGACCUAUCCUUUGCCCAGUAGUCUGAUGCUUACCUCCUCCAACUGCUAGAAGAUUUGCCAAGGGUUUGCAUUUGGGAAUUUCCUUACCAGCUCCUGCCUGGAGUUGGCAGAGCCCAUGCAUUUCUACACUUCCCCGCUUCUGGCUCCCCUGCUGAUGUGGCUUCAGCAGGCACCCAGGCUGCUGCCACCUUGGCUGUGCUCUUCCUCCACUCCAGCACUAGGCAUCGUAACUUGUCUUUACUCAGUUUUUACUCUGUAUUUACUCAGUUUUUUCCACCAAGGGUCACUGCCCCCAGCGAUGGCUGUAAUUUUCUAUUUCCUGUGUAAGAAUCAUGAGUUUCUUUUGGUUUCUUGGGAUCCUGGCAGCUGCCUCCGGCUGGUUUUUCCCUAGCCCUUCUUGGGACACAACUCACUUAAAAGCGAAUCUUCAGGUGACUCUUAGGCCUCCCAAAGUGCCGUUCCAAAAGGAACCCAUUCAUCAGGAUAAAUGAUUUCUGCUGCCCUAUGGGUCUUGCUCAACACCACUCACACCUGGAGGUAGAGGGUGUUGCAGCUAUAGUAGGAUGAAGUCUGCCAUUACUAGUUGAGUUGCCUUGGGCAGGUCUGUCAACAUCUGUGCCUCAGUUCUCUCAUCUGUAAAAUGGGUGCAAUUCCUACCUCACAGGGCUGUUGUGAGGAUGUACAGAGAAAGUGAGAAAAUACCAAGUGCCUGGUAUAUAGUGACUGUUAAAUAAACCAAUUUUUAUCUGCAA